Molecule: messenger RNA, 1155 nt
Organism: Morus notabilis
Lineage: Eukaryota; Viridiplantae; Streptophyta; Magnoliopsida; Rosales; Moraceae
Exons: 1
Coding region: 1-1155 (384 amino acids)
Source: RefSeq, a predicted model, not a curated record
AUGGAUCUUCCUUUGGGCUAUCAUCGUAAGGGGGAGCCUGCUUCUUUGGCUGUGAAGUUAGUUUGUAAACUUCAUAAGUCCAUUUAUGGUCUUAAACAAGCCUCUCGUCAGUGGUAUUCAAAAUUUUCUCAAGUCCUUCUCCAGUUUGGUUUUACACAAUCCAAAGCAGAUUAUUCAUUGUUUACUAAGGGCUCUGGAUCCACUUUUGUUGCAUUACUUGUGUAUGUUGAUGACAUCAUUCUUACAGGUCCUUCUCUUACGGUCCUAGACUUUUUAAAGAAGUUUCUUCAUAGUCAAUUCAAGCUCAAGGACUUAGGGUCUUUAAAAUAUUUUCUGGGGCUUGAAAUUGCUAGGUCUUCUCAUGGGAUUGUUCUGUCUCAACGUCAAUAUACGCUACAACUUCUAGAGGACACUGGUUUUCUGGCUUGUAAUCCAGCUCCGGUUCCAAUGAAUCCUCGGGUGCAAUUGUCAGCCACUUCCGGCGAUGUGUUGUCUGAUGUUUCUCAAUAUUGUCGUCUUAUUGGACGUUUGUUGUACCUUAAUCUUUCAAGGCCGGACAUUACAUUUGCUGUACAUAAGUUGAGCCAGUUUCUUGCUCAACCACGGUCAUCUCACCUUCAAGCAGCCCAUUAUCGUCUUUGUUAUCUCAAGUCUUCGCCUGGUCAGGGACUAUUUUUCUCCUCGUCUUCUGCUUUACAGCUCAGGGCUUUUUUUGAUGCCGACUGGGGGUCUUGUCCUGAUUCCCGAAGGUCUGUUAUAGGCUAUUGUGUGUUCUUAGGUGAUUCCUUGGUCUCUUGGAAAGCAAAACGGCAGACUACUGUUUCUCGGUCUUCUGCCGAAGCAGAAUAUCGUGCCAUGGCUGCCACAACAAGUGAACUAGUGUGGUUGCAGCAAUUGUUAAGGGAUUUCGGUGUUGCUAGUUCUUCUCAUGUGUUGCUUUUUUGUGACAAUCAAGCUGCCAUGCACAUUGCUUCUAACCCACCUUUCAUGAACGAACCAAACACAUCGAAAUUGAUUGUCAUUUCGUUCGUGAUAAGGUUACUUAUGGUAUUCUUAAGCUCAUGCCAGUUCGAUCUCAUCUUCAGCUUGCUGAUAUUUUUACCAAGCCUUUACCGUCUGUUCCUUUACAAUCUCAUCACUCCAAGAUGGCUGUGA